This is a messenger RNA of Aureobasidium melanogenum CBS 110374, 882 nucleotides long. RefSeq lists its product as uncharacterized. The coding region runs from base 1 to 882 and encodes 293 amino acids. Lineage: Eukaryota; Fungi; Ascomycota; Dothideomycetes; Dothideales; Saccotheciaceae. The record is from RefSeq and is a predicted model, not a curated record. The transcript has 2 exons.
AUGCCCUCAAAACUACCAUUCCUGCUUUCUGCACUUGCCUUUAGUUCAGCCCAAGCAUACGACGCAGGCGUCUAUGGCCUAGGCUACUGGAACGAAACCUACGCCAUGGAAGCAAACGCCCACCCCAACGCCACAUCCUCCGUCCCUUUUACGCUCGGCACCAAAAACUUCACCUUCCAAGUCAAUGUCGCAGAACUUAUACCUACAGGCUACAACUUCGUUCCAAACCCCCGCCAAGCAGCUGCGUUUUACAACUUGCUCUGGGAGGGUGGAGGUAGUUUAAACCAGAGUAUCAGAGAUGCGGUAACCACUGGGAGUGGAGAAGGUGUUCCGACGAUGUGUUUGACCGUGCCGUUGGGACCGAUGACAAGGGAAGCUACAAAUGGCUACAAGGAGGAAGAUAAUGGGGAUUGCAGCAACGCGUUCGGAAGCAAGUGUAUGCAAGAUUUGAAAAAAGUGGAUCUUUCGUCGUUUACCAAUUCGAUUACUUGCGAUUUAUCUUGGAUGCCCAAGAGUUGUAGCGAGAGGUUCGGAGAUGGCGGGUUAGGGGGAAUAGAACUCGUCAGUCCUUACGUGUCAAGCAAUGACACUAGAGGACUGAUCCAAUACAUGUACUCUCCCGUGGAAAUCUCAUACUACAGCUCUCAGGUUUUCUCAGCAGGCAAUUCGAGUUAUUAUGAGAGGGAAGAUGAGAGAUUGCAUGCUAUUUUUCUGUCGGGGAGUUGGGGUGUUACGCCAGUUUGUAACCGGGUUAAUACUACGAAGGUGGGGAAGGAUAAUGAGGCUGUUUAUCAGGGUGGUGCUGGGGGGUUGAGGGGGAGUAGUUGGUUGGUGGGGUGCAUGGCGGUGAUGGCGGUGGGGGUGGGUAUGAGUAUGCUUUGA